AUGGAGCGAGACGACUAUGGAAUCAAAAUCUACAUGCCAUCCGCAUCAGCAUCCCCGAAAUCAUCCUUUCCCCCACCGCCGCCGCCGCCGCCUCCCCCGCCGCCGACAUCAUGCACCGCGUCGCUGUGCCUAACACAAGCACCGAAGAAGCCAGGGAGCAAGAGAAGAGCCAUGGCGAAAGGAGUGCAAGACACGAUGUCCAAGACCUCCAUGCUGGUCAACUUCCUCCCCACGGGGACCCUCCUGACCUUCGAGAUGCUGCUGCCGUCCGUCUCCAAGAACGGGGAGUGCACCCACGUCACCACCCUCAUGAUCUACUUCCUCCUCGGGCUGUGCUCCCUCUCCUGCUUCUUCUUCCACUUCACCGACAGUUUCAAGGGCCCCGACGGCAAGGUCUACUACGGCUUCGUCACCCCCAAGGGGCUGGCCGUGUUCAAGCCCGGGCUCGGGAUCGAGGUGCCCAAGGAUGACAAGUACAGGCUAGGGUUCACGGAUUUCGUCCACGCCAUGAUGUCGGUGAUGGUGUUCAUGGCGAUCGCGCUGUCGGAUCACAGGGUGACGGAUUGCUUGUUCCCUGGGCACGUGAAGGAACUGGAUGAGGUGAUGGAGAGUUUCCCGCUCAUGGUCGGUGUUGUGUGCAGCGGCCUCUUCUUGGUGUUUCCCAACACUAGGUAUGGGAUUGGUUGCAUGGCCACUUAG
Messenger RNA from Linum tenue, 699 nucleotides. The record is from the annotation of a GenBank genome assembly. NCBI's taxonomy places the organism in Eukaryota, Viridiplantae, Streptophyta, Magnoliopsida, Malpighiales, Linaceae.